Messenger RNA from Exophiala spinifera, 1041 nucleotides. RefSeq lists its product as uncharacterized. Gene Ontology annotation, molecular function: antiporter activity. The transcript is spliced from 4 exons. Bases 1 to 1041 code for a protein of 346 amino acids. The record is from RefSeq and is a predicted model, not a curated record. Gene Ontology annotation, cellular component: Golgi apparatus. NCBI's taxonomy places the organism in Eukaryota, Fungi, Ascomycota, Eurotiomycetes, Chaetothyriales, Herpotrichiellaceae. Gene Ontology annotation, biological process: GDP-fucose import into Golgi lumen; protein O-linked glycosylation via fucose.
AUGUCGGACACUACCCCCUCGCGAUUCUAUGUGGCCCUUGUUGUGAGCUUUCACAUUGGCACCGCCCUGGCGGUUACCAUCCUCAACAAGUUGGUGCUGAACAUCCUUCCCACGCCGGUCACACUUCUUCUAUGUCAAUCGGUCAUGUGCGUUGUCCUCAUCCUCAUCGGAAAUGCAUUCAAACUCUGUACGCUUCCAAAGCUGGACUCUAGCUACCUGAGCGGCGUUGCGCCACUGCUAGCCAUGAAGAUUGUCGCUCAGCUGUCCAAGACGUAUUGUCUUCUGAACGUCAAUGCGUCUUUCUAUCAAAUCGCCCGGGGCCUACUACUCCCCUUCACCAUCAUGCUGUCGUUUGUGUUUCUACGAAAUUCCAAGCCAAAUUCUUGGGCGCUCUUUGCCUGUGGAAUCACCACGUUUGGUUUUCUCAUGGGGGUUUCCGGGGAAGCUGCCGGACAGACGUCCACCGUGGGAAUUGCAUGGGGAAUCUGGUCAUCGAUUACAACCGCCCUUGAAACCGUCCUGGUCAAGUACCUCGCCUUGAAGACCGGUGUCAUCGAUCUGGUUUACGUGACCUCCUUGGCGACCACACCAGUCUAUGCGUUGCUUGGACUUAUGAACGGCGAGCUGCGACAGAUUUCUGCCUUGGGAUUACUUCAUCCGGUCGCGAUACGCUUCGAGAAACACGUGUUUGUGGCUGGCUUGUUCAACUUUGCCCUGAGUGCGGCUGCAUAUUUGCAGAUCCGGGUGACAUCGCCAACAACUCAUAUGAUCUCCACGGCUGCCAGAGGCGUCCUCCAGUCGGUACUGGCGGUCGUCUUCCUCGGAGCCGAGCGGCUCACGGCAUCUCGAAUCAAGAGCAUUGCAGUCAUCUUGACAGGAACAAUGUUAUAUACAUUGGUCAAAGAAAUGGAGAAGAGAGGAGCUAAAUUGAAGGGAGGGCUCCCUGUCCACAACAAGCGCGACGAGACACAGUCAAGUCGCACGAGCCAGGACAGCCACCGCAGACCCUUGAUCGAAAGCAAUGCGUUUAGCGAAAAGUGA